This is a messenger RNA of Brienomyrus brachyistius, 1814 nucleotides long. It is a transcript of the gene crppa, whose product is annotated as CDP-L-ribitol pyrophosphorylase A. Gene Ontology annotation, biological process: isoprenoid biosynthetic process; protein O-linked glycosylation via mannose. Lineage: Eukaryota; Metazoa; Chordata; Actinopteri; Osteoglossiformes; Mormyridae. The record is from RefSeq and is a predicted model, not a curated record. The transcript is spliced from 10 exons. Bases 225 to 1742 code for a protein of 505 amino acids. Gene Ontology annotation, cellular component: cytosol. Gene Ontology annotation, molecular function: D-ribitol-5-phosphate cytidylyltransferase activity.
UUUAUGCAGGGUUCAAACGGGGACUCCUAAGAACCAGGCUAGGAGCUUGUCAGUGCUCGUACUGUACAGCAGCGUCGUUAUCGGGCUGCUCUACCUAUAUAGCACUUUGUCGGCAGGACAUGGGAUAGGACCACCACUUACAGUCUUUUUAAACGGGUUAUUAUUACUACAUCCCCGGACAGCCACAGCUCCAAUCUGUCCACAAUUUAAAUACGUAAUUCACUAUGGACACCAGCUGUGAGAGUAGCAGCAGGCCUACUCAUCCAGCGGGUUUCUUUGCAGACGAAUCUGACUUGCGUGAACGAUUCCCCGGACACGACAGCAUCGAUUUCCCGGUCGCAGUGGUCCUACCAGCAGGUGGAUCUGGAGAAAGGAUGGGGUUGGCGACCCCCAAACAAUUCUGCACUGUCUUCAACAGACCUUUGAUAAGCUACACGAUUCAAGCUUUUGAGAGAGUGUCCUGGAUUGAAAACAUUGUGGUUGUUGUGGCAAAAGAAAGCCUUCAUCUUAUGAUGGACAUCAUUCACAAGUUCUGUCACAAAAAGGUAAAGGUAGUGCUUGGUGGAUCAACUAGACACCGGUCUAUUUUUAAUGGACUCCAAGCCUUUGGAGAGAUGCCAGAUGGAAAAUCACUGAGGAAGCCAAAAGUGGUCAUUAUCCACGAUGCAGUCAGGCCUUUUGUUGAGGAAGAUUUCCUUCUUAGGAUAACUAUUGCUGCUAAGGAACAAGGGGCGUCUGGAGCUAUUCGGCCUCUUGUUUCCACGGUAAUAGCUACGACGUCAGAAGGCUACAUAGACCACUCUCUGGAAAGGGCUAAAUACAGAGCAAGUGAGAUGCCACAAGGAUUUGUAUAUGACAUCAUCUACCAGGCUUAUCAGCAGUGCAGCGAGUCCGACUUUGAGUUUGGGACGGAGUGCCUGCACCUGGCUCUGCAGUACUGUGGCACCAAUGCAAAGCUCAUCGAAGGUCCCCCUGCACUGUGGAAGGUGACUUACAAGAAAGAUCUUUUUGCUGCUGAAUCUGUAAUUAAAGACUUCCUGUCCCAGGCCUGUGUUAUCACGACUGUCUGUGCAGAGUCAGCAGAGUUGGCUCACAGGUUUCAGAAGAGCCUUGGAACCAGGAGCAUGCAGGUGGAUGUAAUAUCAGGCUCAUUCGGGGACAACCAGCCGUUGGUUUCAAAGACCUGGAACUUCAUCCAUAUUACUGCGAAUAUCGCGUGCUUGGCUGAGAUCAGCAGCACAGUGAAGUCGCUCCACGAGGCGGGUCAGACCCUCCUGUAUCCCGCUGUCCUGAUCUUGGUGCAUUUGAGCGUCCUGCCGCAUUCCACCCUGACUGAAAGGAUGGGACAGUUGGGUGCCAUCAGACAUCUGGCAAUGGAAGCAAAACAGAGGAAUAUUUUACUUUACGCCAUCCUGCUUAAUCACAAUGAGGUGCUGGCAGUGUGUUAUUUCUGUGUGUCAGAACGCGGAGCAGUGGGAGGAGACGGUGGAGAGUGCAUCCGAGAUCACGGCGGCCCUUAUCAAGGACCGGAACCCCGCCCUGGCAGGACAGCUCCUGGUGGCGUGAGGAACGAAGACCUUCCAGACGAGGCCUCCGUGGGCGCUGCUGUCCUGUCAUCCUGCUCGCCAAACCUUGAAAUAAGCGUGACUGAGAUCUGCCGUCGCACUGCCUCACCUGCACGUCAAUUAGGAGUGUUUGAAAUCCCCGGCAGUUUACGUUGCUGUGUUAUAACUUUAAUGUAAAUGCUACUUUAGGGGACAUGUUAUCACAAUUUUAAUUAAAAAUUUCUAUCAAAUAAAUGGGUGCACUUCAAA